GCAGGGCUGAGUGUCUCUCACAUAAAGGCGAGGUUCAAGGGUAGAAACUUGCAAUUCCUGGCCCGGAGGAGUCAGUGGGCUGAGCAGCAGAUCAUGGUCUGAACCCAGCUAUCAUCGAGCCGAAGCACAGCCUCGUCUAGCACCUCGAGUGCUGUCAUUCUCUUUUCUUUUUUCUUCUCCUCGGUGAAAUCUGAUACAACCAUCAGCGGGUUUUCUAUGCAGUUUGGGAGGCAAAGAUUUAAGCAAAUUGCCCCCUCGCGUGUGUUUCGCAGUCAUAAACGGCUUCUAGAGGAAAAGAAACAUUCAGCUCAUUACUGCAGCGAUUCAGAUGCCUUCCACUUUGAGCGAGAGGGACAACCCCUAAACCCCGUUUUUACACGAGGGACAGACACACAGACAUCUCCGUCAUCCUCCACUUCAUGAAAAAAGGACGUGUCUCGGUUAGAAGAAGAAGGUGACCAGAGAGCUGACGGUGGGGGAUCAUGGCAGCUACUUUAUCGGCGGAGGAGGAACAGGCUACCAGGCAGUUUCUGGAGGAAAUCAACAAGUGGACCAGUCAGCAUGGAGUGUCACCGUUGUCCAGGGAAUUGGCCGUCAAGUUCCUCAUGGCUCGCAAGUUUGACGUCCUCCGAGCCAUCGAGCUAUUCCACAGCUACAGAGAAACGCGUCUUAAAGAAGGAAUCGUCAGACUUCAGCCUCAGGAAGAACCUCUGCGCUCGGAGCUGCUCAGCGGAAAGUUCACCGUGUUGAGUGUACGGGAUCCUUCGGGGGCCUCCAUUGCCUUGUACACGGCCAAACUCCACCACCCGAACAAGACAGGCAACCAUGUGGUGCUUCAGGCCCUCUUCUACCUCCUGGAUCGGGCCGUGGAAAGCUUUGAGACCCAAAGGAACGGCUUGGUGUUCAUCUACGACAUGGCGGGCUCCAACUACACAAACUUUGAGCUGGACCUGAGCAAGAAGAUACUCAACCUGCUCAAGGGGGCGUUCCCUGCCAGGCUGAAGAAGGUGUUGAUCGUCGGGGCCCCCGUUUGGUUUCGAGUGCCGUACAAUCUGCUCAGCCUGCUUCUCAAGGAGAAACUUAGGGAGAGGGUUCAGAUGGUGAAGAUGGCCGAGCUGCGCCAACACCUCCCCAGAGACUGUCUGCCGCAGCACCUCGGCGGCCUGCUGCCUCUGGAGUCGUACAGUUGGAACCAGCAGCUCCUGGCGGGCCAGAACGGCCGCGUAGACCCGGUGGACGAGCUGGUGGGCAUUCCCGUGGAAGACGCCUCCAUUCACGUCCCGGGACCCGAGUCCAUGCGCCCGCAGGAGCUGCUGACGCACCUCGGCAGGCUUCAGCGCUCAGGCAUCCAUCAAGAGUAUGAGGAGCUCCGUAAAGAGCCGCCGCCCGGAAGCUUCCACUGUGCACAAUUAGCUUACAACCAGGAGAGGAAUCGCUAUGGAGACGUGCUGUGCCUUGAUCAAACAAGAGUUCGUUUGAAAUCCAGAAGGAACGAGAGAUCAGACUACAUCAAUGCAAGCUUCAUGGACGGCUACAAACAGAGGAAUGCAUACAUUGGUACUCAAGGACCUCUGGAAAAGACCUACGGGGAUUUCUGGAGAAUGGUCUGGGAACAAAACAUGCUUGUUAUUGUGAUGACAACCAGGACAGAUGAGGGCAGUCGGAAGAAGUGUGGACAGUAUUGGCCUCUGGAGGAAGGGGGGCAGGAGGUCUAUGGCCACAUGGCGGUGGUUAACCAAAGGGUGGACCACCACACCCACUACAACCACACCACGCUCGAGCUGCACAACACUGAGACAUGUGAACAGAGACAAGUGAGUCAUUUCCAGUACCUCAGCUGGCCUGACUACGGCGUUCCCACCUCAGCAGUGACUCUCAUUGACUUCCUGGGAGCUGUGAAGAGACAACAGAGGAAAGUGGUGAAGAGUUUGGGACUUCAGUGGGCGGGCCACCCACAGGGACCCCCAAUGGUGGUGCACUGCAGUGCAGGGAUCGGGAGAACAGGUACCUUCUGUGCCCUGGACAUCUGUCUGUCCCAGUUACAGGACGUGGGCUCACUGAACGUUUGCCAGACGGUGCAACGCAUGAGAACACAGAGGGCCUUCAGCAUUCAAACCCCGGACCAGUACUACUUCUGCUACAAUGCCAUUUUGGAGCAUGCCCAAAGGCAGGGCCUGCUCCCAGCCAAUCAGUGAGCUUCAGCCCCCCCCCCCUCCCCGACUUCCCCAAUUAACCCACGAGCCCUGAGAUUUCUGCAGUCAAAUCUGUUAACCCCAAAUUGUGUUGUGUGACCAAUUUGUGAGACCAGGAAAGUAAAGUGGGAGAAGCUGUCUGUUGAAACUAUAGGCCCAUUCUUCAUUGGCAGGCCAAGACGAGACAGUGACAACAAAAAGGCUUGAGGGUGACAUUGUGAUGUUUCAAUGUGAUAACAUUCUCGCUUCCAACAAUGUGACAUUUUGUUUGUGCCGAACACAUCUCAGACGAUACGUGGUAGCAUGAACAAACUGCUCCUGAUCAGGUCUGUGGUCGGGCACAUUGAGUGGAGUGAUCGAGGUGAUGUUUGUUAACCUUUUUGUAUAUUUAUUUUGCCACUUUAAACCGACGGUUUAGGGGACCUUAAAGGAGUAGUUCACCCCAAAUUAAAAAUUCAAUCAUUAUCCACUCAUGCCAUAUUGGUUAAAACUAUACUAAACUUUGUAUGACUGCAAAUAAAUGACUUUUAAUUGCAUUUCAGUCAAGUUAACAUGGCACAUUGUGCACCAAAAAGUUACUUUUCUCCUCACAACUGCUGUGAAAAGUUUUGUUUUUUUAACAGCCAAGUGAAUGGCCAAUAGGCAUAAUUACUGAACACAGACAAUAUCUUGAUCAGAUGCAUGAAGUAAGCACUAAACUUAUUUUAUUUUUAAGAGCUGAGUGGGAACCACAGUAGCUAGCUUAUCUUUUUUCUUAAUAUUUCUAAUAUACAAAUUGUAUUUAUUGCAUUUAUAAGUAACAUGGACAAGUCGCAAGUUACUGACAACAAUUUUCAUUUUGGGGUGAAAUGAGCCUUUAACUAAGUACACCAUUUUUUUUUAUUCCAAAUAGGGAGCUUGAUCUCCACUGUCACGCAACAAUAAUGUAUUUUUUGUUAGGUUAAUAGUUUUUACACCUCCUGUGUCCAGGAAAUAUUGAGUAGUGCAUUUUUAGCACAUGGUUUAAGUCACGUAGAUGGUACGAGCUAGUCUCAGGAGUGUCCAUGAACACAUGGAGGUGAAACCGCUCAAAAAAAAAAAAAAAAUGAAUACAGGAAGUCUUUUGCCAAGAAGUUGUUCUGUUCCUUUGAAGUUGCAUGAUGCAUUCUCCUCUGCCUUAGAAAGAAAACUCAGUAAAGAGGGGUAAAGCACAUCCGAUAUGAUCAGCUGUAAACUCCUAAAUGGCCGAUACAUCCCCACUGUGAUCACUCAUUAAAUUGCUGUCCAUGUGAAUUCCUCUUUUGUUUUUCCAAAUGUAUCCUCUGACCUUCCAUCUCACUAAAUUGAGAUUUUUCUAACGUAUACAGACAGCGACUAGUGUCUUUGUGACCGCCUUUGCUCACUAGCAGUGCCAUCAUGCUUCAGUGGUUGUGGGAAUGUAUCGCUAAGCGCCCACUCGCAUACACACGCACACAUUUAGAGCCGUCUGCAGUGAUUAUGCCAUCGAAGCCAACAUCUGUGGAAGUCAUCGGUUAAGACCUCAUGAGUAGUGCAAUACUUCUUUUUGUGUUUGUUUUACACCAAUCAUGUCUUAGCACUUUUAGAUAACUAUUCCCAAUGUGCUCUGAGAUCAGUCGUCAUCGUGAUAGGAUGGGAUGACGCAUAAAACGUAAUUCUGUAGGUCGACGCGUGAUGCUGGGAUAACUUAAUUGUUACAUUUAGUAAUGCUGAAAUAUCAAACAUUAGUGUGACAUUUUGGACUCAGUGUAAACAUCUGCAUAGAGCUUUAUCACAAGGUUUUUUUACAGGGAGGCCAGAAAUGAAUGAUAGAAUAGGUGAACAGGCAUCCACAAAUCUGUGCCUACACCCUAUAGAGUCCUUCUUGGACACUUGAAAGUCAGAAAUUUUGUCUGAAGUAUAUUUUCAUUAUUAUUGUGUUACUUGUUAAGUUCUACAGACUGUGGUUGUAAUCAGUGCUUUCAUCUGGUCCCAGUAUCUUGCCAUUAGUAUAGAGUACAUGUACAAAAACUGAGUGUCUGUGUGUCAUACGUUGUAUUAUGCUGUUGCUGGGUGAAAAAAAAAAAAAGUGUGUUCUUUGCUACAGAAUUCAUAUUGAAUUUGCUUGUGGUGAAGCAUUUUUAAGUCUGCCAUCAUCAUGCACUCUGAUUUUAGAAUUAUUUUUCCUUUCAAUGACGGACGCAAAAUGUGCCCUAUUUUAUUUUUCUAUUGUAUUCAGCAACUGUUUUCAUACGAUUACCCAGGAUAUACAGUUAUCUACAUUAAUUUUAUAUUUGUUUAUUAUAACCUAUUACUUUAUCAUUCGUAUGACUAUUGAAUCAAGCUAUACUGUAUUAAAUACAAACUGUCAAUGUA
Molecule: messenger RNA, 4544 nt
Organism: Anarrhichthys ocellatus (wolf-eel)
Lineage: Eukaryota; Metazoa; Chordata; Actinopteri; Perciformes; Anarhichadidae
Gene: ptpn9a
Product: protein tyrosine phosphatase non-receptor type 9a
Exons: 14
Coding region: 483-2195 (570 amino acids)
Biological process (GO): protein dephosphorylation
Molecular function (GO): protein tyrosine phosphatase activity
Source: RefSeq, a predicted model, not a curated record